Messenger RNA from Trichoderma atroviride IMI 206040, 1749 nucleotides. RefSeq lists its product as uncharacterized. The record is from RefSeq and is a predicted model, not a curated record. Lineage: Eukaryota; Fungi; Ascomycota; Sordariomycetes; Hypocreales; Hypocreaceae. Gene Ontology annotation, molecular function: acetylpyruvate hydrolase activity.
AUGAGUUCGUCACGCCUGUCAAACUAUGCCGCCUUUACUCGUCCCGACACUGGCAUCAGCCAGAUCGGCCAUCUAGACGUAGAACAAGGCACGAUCCAGCCACUAAGCCUCCUCUCCGGAUACCCCCUACAAGACCUCUACCAGGUCAUUGAAGCAGGGCCUUUGCAAAUCACCGCUUCUGGCUCCGCCCUGCCCCUCUCAUCAGUCAAACUCCUGGCGCCAAUUUCGGGCCGUGAUGUGUUGGCCGUAGGCAAAAACUACAUGGAACAUGCAAAGGAGUUUAACGCCUCGGGAUACGACAGCUCGGACAAGGUUGACCGGCCAAGCCACCCGGUCAUCUUCACGAAGCGCGCAACAUCCAUCAUUGCGGAUGGCGAGGACAUCUUUCUUCACCCGGAGUUUUCGAAGAGUGUGGACUAUGAAGGCGAGAUUGGAGUUAUUGUUGGCAAGGCGGGAUUCCGGAUUCCUAAAGAGAGGGCUAUGGAGUAUGUCUGGGGAUAUACUAUUAUCAACGACAUGACGGCGCGGGAGAGACAGAGAGAUCAUAAGCAAUUUUAUAUCGGCAAGUCGGCCGAUACGUUUUGUCCAAUGGGUCCUGCUGCGGUUCCUAAAGAGCAUCUCCCUUUGGUGCUGCGAGUCCAGACCCAUGUCAAUGGCGAGCUGCGACAAGAUGCAACGACGGAUGAUUUGAUUUUCGACAUUCCCACGUUGAUAAGCACCCUUUCUGAGGGCCAGACAUUACUGCCCGGCGAUGUAAUUGCUACUGGAACGCCUGCUGGUGUUGGCAUUGGACGAAACCCACCCAUUUUUCUCAAAGACGGAGACGAAAUCGCAGUCACUAUCCCUGGUAUCGGCACACUGCAUAACAAAGUCACAUCUUACAACGCAACCACUGAGCGUCUCGCUUCUCAGUCCGUCUUCAGUCUCAGUAACGCAACACGCUCCGUGGGCGCUACAGCGGGAUUGACCAACAUCAACGGCAAGCUUCUGCAUUACAAGCACCUUGGUUCCGGGGACAACAGCAUCGUCUUUGUUCACGGCCUGGGCGGCACUUGUGAAUACUUUUCACCUCUGAUUUCGGAAAUGGGCCUCCAAGACGUGGCAUCGCUGCACCUGUUUGACUUUGAAGGCCAGGGUCUUAGUCCUACGCACCCAUUGAGCGUUUUGACGGUGGAUUCUUUGGCAGCUGAUGUCGCUGGCGUAUUUUCGCACGCGGGCAUCACCGAAUCGAAUCCCGGAACACUCAUUGCACAAGCAAUGGGCUGCAUCGUUGCCUUGAAGUUCGCUCUUAAUAACCCUGGCCUGGUAAAGAAGCUUGUGCUUUUCGGUCCGCCGUCUUUCCCACUCUCCGAGGCUGCUAGGAGAACUUUGCAGGAGCGCGGGGAGCUCAUUCGCACAUCAGGAAUGGGAGCCGUGGUUGAUACGAUUGUACAGAGCAGCACGUCUGAGCAUACGAAGACGACGAAUCCUCUUGCGAUUUCAGCAAUUCGACUCAGCCUGCUUGGGCAAGAACCAGAGGCAUUUGCAAAAGCACUGCAAGCCUUUGCCAGGGAUGAAGCACCACUGCCUGUUGAGCAUCUCGAUGUGCAGGCCAUGAUUGUGACGGGAAGUGAGGACAAGGUCGCUUCGGCGGAGGAGUAUGCCAGCAAGAUCAAGGGGGCAGAAACAGCAGUGCUGCCGAAUGUUGCCCAGUGGCAUGUAUACGCAGACGUGAAGGGAGUGUCGGAUAGCUUGAAGUCGUUUCUGUGA